Molecule: messenger RNA, 1689 nt
Organism: Ambispora leptoticha
Lineage: Eukaryota; Fungi; Glomeromycota; Glomeromycetes; Archaeosporales; Ambisporaceae
Source: the annotation of a GenBank genome assembly
AUGAAAACCAAAAUAUACGCCGAGAAUAUCAAAGAGGGUGUGAUGUUAUCUCCAUUCGAUACUGUUGGAGAAUAUUUUCAAGAAUCCACCAGAAACAUCCGAAUUAUCGUACAACCGCCUGUUACCACUGCAAAAAGAAAAGGGGAAAGUGACGAAGAAAGUGGGAACCGAAAGAAAGAGAAACGAACAUAUCCUGAUGAAUCAGAUGAGGGUCGGGACAGUCUUAUGGUUAUCUCAUCUGAAAGGGUAAAGUGGAUCACUAAGUUUGUAGAAAAUAACCAUAUUAGCCUUUUGCGCAGUCCUCCAUCAUCAGGCAAGAGUACUCUUGGACAGGUGCUCCGUGACUAUUUUGAAAGUCUCAAUUAUGAUAGCAUAUACAUUAGUCUUGCUGGUAUACAUGGUGGAACAGAAAUCUACGAUAAGAACCUCUUUGAAAAUUUCUGGAAGGACAAAGUUGGUAGAACCUGGACAGAAAUCAGUAAAUGCAAAAAGUCUACUUAUGUGUUCAUCGACGAGAUACAGGUUAUCUAUGGUAAUGGCGCUCCAUUCUUUUGGGGUACAGUGAAAGACCUUUUAUCAAGCGAAUCAAAUCUUCAAAAUAUUCGGAUAAUUUUGCUCGGCACAUACCAUCCAACACUUGAUCCUCAAGUGACACCCGUGGAAAUUCGCCAUACACUUGGUUUGAAUGCCCUACUUCUAACAUGGGAAGAAGUCCAUCAGCUUAUAAUGAUCUAUAUUCAGAGACAUGCUAUUUUGGGUAGCCCGAGUUUUAUCAUCCCUGAACCUGUUCGGAAGGCAAUCUUUAAUCUCACUGGUGGACAUCCUGGUUUGUGUCGAUUCAUUUUAACCGCGUUACGCAAUCAAUUUCGUGAAAAUGGAAAAACAGUGGAAAUGUUACGGUAUCUUGCUUCAUCACAUCUACGAAAUGGUUUAAUAGCAACUGCACGUGCUUUUUACUGGAUCCGUGAUUGGAAUAUAACUGAUGAAGAAUCAGAAUUUAUUCGCGAAAAGCUACUCAAUCAAAUCGGCAUUCCCUUUACUGCUGAUGCCUUAAAUCCUGUUGUUAAGAAAUUUAUUAAGAUGGGUCUCUUCUCCACGAUUGAUUCUAAUGAACAAAUCCAAUUUUCCGCUCCUAUAAUGCGAGUUAUUCUGAGCCACCACCUAUUCACCGCCCCUGUAAAUUUUAAGUCAUUACCUGCAGAAACCUUUGACGAGUUUUUGGUGCGAACAAUUGAGCGCAUGAGCCCAUCUAAGUUGUAUGAAUCGUUUGGAAAAGGAUAUGGUGCUAAUUCGCAUUUAUAUGAGAGAAGUUGGCAAAUGGAAUGGUAUCGUACUGCUACAACUGUAGUCCCAAAAGGUACUUCAAUAAGUGCUGAUGUUGGUGCCGUGUUUGGCUCUGCUGGAUUUCUGGAUUUCUAUGUUAAUGGAGAACUUUGCUGGGGAAUUGAGCUGACGCGCGAGGGUGAUCGUUUGAAGGAACACGCAGAAAGAUUUGAACAAGAUGGCGAGUACGCUAACGUUCCAUUAAAAAAUUGGGCCAUCAUUGACUUUCGACAUCAUACAAAACAAGUAAGAGAAUUAAAACAAAACUUCUGGUAUGUGCUCUAUGAGGAUAACUAUAAACGUGUUACUAUCAAACGUCGUGAUCAGGAUGACAAAAUCCUCGACUUAUAUGGUGAUGAAGCGUAA